Thrips palmi is the source of this 2226-nucleotide messenger RNA. RefSeq lists its product as uncharacterized. The transcript is spliced from 8 exons. The coding region runs from base 263 to 1495 and encodes 410 amino acids. The record is from RefSeq and is a predicted model, not a curated record. NCBI's taxonomy places the organism in Eukaryota, Metazoa, Arthropoda, Insecta, Thysanoptera, Thripidae.
CCGAAGCCCGCCGAUGCAUUUGCAUGGCGCUCACUUGACGCAGAUCGAAACCUAAUUGCCAGUCACUGGGGCGUGUGCUCCUGUCCGAGGUGUCUGGCAAAGGGAGUCAGCCACCGCAUUUUGAAGACCUCAUACCUACUGUCAACACACCCCUCAACUGUACACAAAACAAGUUCAUUUAGCCAUCGUCGGAGUGCGGCAGGGGGGCAAGCGCCUUAAAAGCAGUGGUGUCAUUGGAUUUUUUUCCACAUUCAUUUGAAAAAUGACUACCUCCUCGCACUUCCAAGACAAUCAGCAGGACAAAGGCAUCACGCCGGCCACCUCGUAUGUUCCUAUACGCAUCCAAUAUCCGCCGGGCGGCCGGGAGUCACUCCCGGACGAAAUACGGGACCUGGUCAUCGACGACUUUUUCACGGCUCCCGGAGACUCCGGCGCCCCUCACGACGUGAAGCCCGUCUGGUUCGACGAGAAGCUCUUCCUGGAAGGACAGCGCUGUGCCCGCCGCAACUUCCUUGGUGUAACUGUGGCCAGCUUACUGGGCAUCUUCCUCGAGUACAGCUUUGCUGAUGGAAUGGAUCCGCUCAUCUCUACUUCAAAAUCCGACACCCCUGAGACUGCAGGUAGCCGUUACUUGAACACUAUCUCCAAGUUUCUCUCGUGGUACUCGUCGGACCCGUUCGACCCUCAGUCUCGUGCCUACAAGAGCCUCCUGGGUGUUCGACGCGCGCACGCAAGGGUCAGAAAAGACCUCGCCAAGAUUUCACCAGAGGAACGCGACGCAAAGUUCACCAUCGGGAAAGGCCAGCCCGUGGACCUGCUCUGCUCGAAUACGCACCUCAUCAAGCAGUCCUUCAAGUCGAUCUCGAGCGGCACGCUGUCGUGCCCAGUCGUCAGCAAAGUCGGCCCGGUCGAGGGAGAGGUGUCCUGGGAAUGGGACCGCAUCCGGCGGGCGUACCUGACCCAGGGCGAGAUGAUGGUGACGCAGUGGGCGAUCCUUGCCCCCUUCAUAAUGAAGCCCGAGCUGUUCGCCGCGCCCUACGUGACACCCAGAGAGCUCGAGGCAUUUUCGCACAUGUGGGCGGUAUUCGGCUACUGCUUGGGCAUUGAGGAUCGGUUCAACUGCGCUCUGGGGGACCUGAAGACUGUUCAGAAACGAUCUGAACUAAUCCUGCGGUUUAUGGUUGUCCCACACCUCCGCACUAUGGACGCGAAGAGCGUUACUCACUGGGAGCACAUGAUAACAUGCAUCACCGAAGGCCUCACGGAGCACAUACCUGCUCCCUCCUUCAGGGCCAGCCUAGCCUACCUGACCGAAGAUAUGCUGGGACAGAAAACUAACCUAAGCAAGACCCUCGCCUGGUCGGACACCCUACAGCUGUGGGCCAUGCGUCUGUUGUUGCGCUACUUGCCGCUCUGUGCGACGUCCUAUUCGACCGCCAUAAGUCGCGCAGCCACCUAUCUGGUGUGCCGCAGUGCAGUCCGGGGUGGAAAAUGAUAGAAUCGAGCGAUUACCGCCAUCAACUAGAGAUUGAAAGUCCAGUACUCGUCAAACUGAACAGUGUACAUAGUUGACUCUCAUUAGACCUUAAAGUUGACGCAACGUCUGCUACACUAGACAAGCAAGCUGUUAGAAAGAGUUGGUAUGUAUAUACUUAAUGUUCUGUACAAUUUUUAACCAGACAUAGCAGUUUCUUGUGCGGAUGAACAUUUAUACAAUUUUCGUACGAAAAACUGCACGUAAUUUUGUACGAAGUCGAAUGUACACAUUGGUACGGACGUCGUGUUCAAAGUUUUAACUAGAACAUUUAGUGCAUACAUCCUGGCGCCACCUUGCCACUUAAACAGUCAACCAUGUACGUACACUCCUCAGUUUCCAGAGUAUUACUACUCAUAAGGUUACUAAGUACUAUUGUCACUCAGCGUAGGCUACCGAGCGAGGCUGAGAUUCCGGUAAUUUUUGGGAGUAGAAAAACAAAACAAACUGUUCUAAAUAUUUACAUUCCACCACAACGUGCUUAUUCGUUGCUGGAUUUAAAAAAAUGUGUUUACUUCAUUUACAUGUUUCCCCGCCGCGUGGGGCUCUUCGGUCCAACCCUGCCUACCAGCCUCUGAAUCAGGUUGGAACAUUGUCUUAUUCAUUGUUUUACUUCCAUAGUCAAAUUGUAACAGUAUUGUCUCAGUUUUUAAAUUGAUAUUUGGGUUUCAAAUAAAAAAUCAGCUAGCGUA